GUGCUUGUACUGUAUGUAUGUACAUGCGAUUCACGAAAAGUAUGUUCACGUAAUCGCUGCCGUUCUCUCAUAAUUGCCGUGGAAAGCACUACCGGCACGCUGGACCCAAUGAGAGAGCACCCUCGCUCCCACAGUCUCGUAACCUCUUUUUGCUCAUAACCGUGCGAAGUGAUUUCGAGGCCAAAGGGCACCAGCCCCCGUGUAGCGAAAAAUGGUUGAGAAGGCACACCAAGAUUCCUCUGCCGCGGCAAGGAUACGCAACAACCAGCGACGAAGCCGCGCUCGCCACCGCGAGUUCGUCGAGGAACUCAAGGCCAGGGUCCGCGACUAUGAGCGUCAGGGCGUCCAGGCCACCCUCGAGAUGCGCGAGGCCGCUCGCAAGGUCGCGCUGGAGAACUCGAGACUCAGAAGCCUGCUCAUGUCACGCGGAAUCACCAGCGACGAAAUCAAUCACUACCUGGCAUCUUUCGACAGCCAACUCCAAGCAUCAAGGAUUCCCACCCCAUCUGUGCCAACACCGCCGCCCCAGCCUCGACGCGCAGACAGAGACAGGGUGCCCCCGCCUGUACUUGUACCAGUCUCAGAACCGCCAUGCCAAAACGUUCCCGAAAGGGUCCCCAGCUGCCCGCCCAUGACCAGUAGCAGCAUCACAUGCCCUAUAGCCUUCAUGCCGAAUCCAGCGGGUCAUCAGCAGACAACAACACCAGUACUACUACCUGUAGAUGAUGAUUCUACUAGUAGUAGCAGUGCUACCGGGUCAGAAAUGCUACUCCCCGAAGGGGAGCGGACGGAAACAUCUGUCAACAACAACAUGAACCUGGACGCACCAAUCUCGGCCCUGGAUACGCUUGCUGUCGCAGCAGGGGCCGAUUCGCUGCAGAGCUGCUGCGGGCCCAUCACUCAGUGCUCACCGGCUGCCGCCGGGGAUGGCAUAGUAUUACCACAGGCUCAGCUGUGCAGCAGACCAGCCGAGUCUGCACCGCCCGAUCCCAUCCCAAAGACGCCAACCCCGACAGCGUCGCAUCUUGAGAUGUCGUGCACUGCUGCCGCUCGUAUUGUGGCCUCCAUGUACAAGGAUGGAAGUGAGGAGCUGGCGCGCGAAGCCCUGGGGUGCUCUGGGCCUGAUGAGUGUCUGGUGAAGAAUACGGUUUUGUUUCAGCUGCUGGAUCGUUCAUAGCACGGGGUUUGUUGAAACUAUAAGAUACCAUCUAGGAAACAGGACCGGUGCUUACCUAUGGACGGGGGAUACGAACCCCAAAUUCAGCAACGCGAGACAACUUAACUUUUAGAGGAUGAUACGGGGGGGGGAGGGUAAGAUAUGGCUCAAAUAAAUAUAGCCAGUCGAGCUAGAAAUAGACGUGAAUCAAAGGAAUUAUUCCUCGG
This is a messenger RNA of Canariomyces notabilis, 1383 nucleotides long. RefSeq lists its product as uncharacterized. The transcript is spliced from 2 exons. Lineage: Eukaryota; Fungi; Ascomycota; Sordariomycetes; Sordariales; Chaetomiaceae. The coding region runs from base 212 to 1177 and encodes 321 amino acids. The record is from RefSeq and is a predicted model, not a curated record.